AUGGUACAAAGACAAAAAUUAUUUGGAGUUCAAGUUCAACAUGUUAUUGAUCCAAAUACAGAUUUACCUGUUUUUCAUUUUAUUGCUUCAGAAUAUCCAUCAAAUAAACCUUUAUAUAUGUUUAUUGCAUGUGGAAAUAUUGAAUGUACAGAUAUGACGAAUAUUGUCGAUUAUGGUAUCAGACUUGGAGUAAAUCAACUUCGAGUUUCUGAUGUUUUUGUUGAUGAUCAAGGAACAAUUAUUGCAAGUUCAAGAGUUAAUUAUAUAAAAACAAAUGAGACAAUGAAUCUUAUUGUAAGAAUAGCUCGGACAAAGAAAACAAAAUUUCAAAGAUUAACAUUUGUUCAACUUUAA
This is a messenger RNA of Rotaria sp. Silwood2, 354 nucleotides long. Lineage: Eukaryota; Metazoa; Rotifera; Eurotatoria; Philodinida; Philodinidae. The record is from the annotation of a GenBank genome assembly.